AAAGUCCACAGUCUUCAGUCAGUUGCUACGAAGGUUGAAAGCUCUCGUCACGUUGUCCGUUCAACUUUCAACUAGCUUAAUUAAGCUCGGAGCUUUCUCGUUGUUUAUGCCACAGUGGACCAGAUUUAGUGAAGUUUAAAGUUGUUUGUUUAUUAUUUGUUUGUUUUGUUAUUAAGUGACGAAAAAACAACGUUUUGAAUAACCGGCAAAAGGGAUGAUUAGAAAAUAGUUUUCCUUCUCCAUCUUCGACCAUGUUCCAUACAAGCGGUGGUGGUGGAGGAUACAGCGACGGCAACGCGGGUUUCCACCAGCAUCUGCAGCAAUCUCCCGUUUACGUUCCAAGCAGUAGAGCAGUGCCCCAGUAUCCUUCUCCUGCGAGUGGGCAUUUCGGGGCUGCUGCUCACCAGAGUAGUUGGGCUCACGCUGGUGGAACGUACGGCGAAAUGGCAGCCCCAUCUGCACACACUUUGGGGACUUCGCCACAUGCUGGUGCUUUAUCAGCUGGGCAGUUUUAUGCCCAGAAUAUGAUGAUGAGCUCGUGGAGAGCCUACGAUGGGACUGGAUUUCAAAGGACGUCUCCGUAUGACGGAAGCAUGGAGUUUCAGUUCGGCGAGGGGCGCGAGUGUGUAAACUGCGGCGCCAUUUCGACGCCGCUAUGGCGUCGCGACGGCACGGGCCAUUAUUUGUGCAAUGCUUGUGGGCUUUACCACAAAAUGAACGGCAUGAACCGACCACUAAUAAAACCAUCAAAACGAUUGGAUUUUUCGUUCCAGACGGCGACCCGGAGAUUAGGGCUGUGCUGCACGAACUGCGGGACGCGGACGACGACAUUAUGGCGUCGGAACAACGACGGAGAACCUGUUUGUAACGCCUGCGGAUUAUACUUUAAAUUACACGGCGUGAACCGACCUUUAGCCAUGAGGAAGGACGGCAUACAAACACGCAAACGCAAACCGAAGAAGCCUGUUGGCGGGGAACGUGAUGAUAGCAGCUCCGCCUCCGUUGAAGAAACAAAAUCUCUCGUUCACCAAUCCUCGCAACAACACUCGUCGCAAUCUCAAUCGCAAACCCAUCACAACCAUCAGCUCGACAAAUCAUCGCCGGUGGAGCGCCCAUAUCUGGGCCAAACCUCCCUCUUACCUGCCACAAGUACAAGUGCCAUCAAAAGCGAGCCCGGGUACGAAUACAGCUGCAUACAGAACCAGCCGUCGUAUCCUUACCAACAAAUAUUUGGGUUUCCUGGUUCGGCCAACAGCAGCGGGGAGGUUGCCUACCACCACCAACACCACGUUACUGCCGCCGCCAAACUAAUGGCCUCGUCUUAGUCUAAUGGUAUUUUUAUGGACUUUGUAAGUGCUUUCAAACAACAAUUUUGCUUAAGUCUUAUAAAUACUCAGGUCGAAACUUCAUGAAUGACGAAAUUUUUGAAACAUUGAGAGUGAAACGAUGAGUUACAACAGUGUUGAGAGACAACUGAAAUCUUCUUGUAUGUUCGUGAUCACUAAAAACUUAGUGAAUUUAUUUAUGUGAUCGUAGGAAUAGUUGUGUAUUUAUUGAUUUUAUAGAAUUGUUUAAAUUAUUGUAUCCACCUAGUUAUUGUUAUAAGCCGUCGCUUUAUUUCUAUUAUUAAUUUAUAAUGCUUAAAUGUAACAAGUAUUCCAGGACAACAACAGUAUUCUGGCCAAAAUUUUAUUCGACUGAACGUUUUUCAAUUUUUUAGUGCAAUCCUGAAUGUUAUGUAAUAAUAUUAUUUGCUUAUUAGUUAAAAUUUAAAAUUGUCAUGUGUUUAAAUCAUUCAAGCUCAUAUUGAGCCGAACUACAACAAAAUAAAUAAAUAACUUCACUCCCUCGGUCUUUUUCGCUGUAAAUAUUGACUAAUUACGUGGUUUCCCGUACUAAAAGUUUUCAAAAAAUUGUAGUUGCACUGUUCUAAAAUAAAUAAUUGUAAAUAUGUGCGUCUGUUUAAUGUUAAAAAAUGGAAGUGUAAAUAUUACUUUUAUUAUUAAAUUGUACUAGUAAAAUAUAAUAAACAUGUGACAUACAUAUACUA
Messenger RNA from Tribolium castaneum (red flour beetle), 2050 nucleotides. RefSeq names its product pannier. The transcript is spliced from 5 exons. Gene Ontology annotation, molecular function: zinc ion binding; DNA-binding transcription factor activity, RNA polymerase II-specific; RNA polymerase II cis-regulatory region sequence-specific DNA binding. The record is from RefSeq and is a predicted model, not a curated record. Gene Ontology annotation, biological process: positive regulation of transcription by RNA polymerase II; cell fate commitment; negative regulation of transcription by RNA polymerase II. The coding region runs from base 252 to 1325 and encodes 357 amino acids. NCBI's taxonomy places the organism in Eukaryota, Metazoa, Arthropoda, Insecta, Coleoptera, Tenebrionidae.